AUGGCUUCAUCAAGACCUCUUUUGAUCUUCUAUUCGAACUUAUUUAUCAGCGAAUCACUGCUGCGAAAACCCUCUGAAAAUUCAGAAGAGAAGGAUAGAAAGACAGGAGAGACGAAAGAAGAUCUCAAGACACGGUGGCGGGAAGGUUUUCUUGUACGGAAUUUGAAGAGUAUGGGUUUGAGGUUAUGGGCUGGAGUGAUGGUUGUGAACACAGCAAGGGAAGCCACGAAUUAUGAAAAUGUUGCAACAAUGAAAGAACAAACAGAUUGA
Messenger RNA from Dovyalis caffra, 270 nucleotides. Lineage: Eukaryota; Viridiplantae; Streptophyta; Magnoliopsida; Malpighiales; Salicaceae. The record is from the annotation of a GenBank genome assembly.